GGGAAUUUGACCAGUAAAGUUGUCAGCAGACGGCACAUCCGUGUUUCAGACGAACGCUGCGGCCCGAUUCAAACCCGCUUCUUUUUUCCUUCCUCACUGCAUUCUUAACGAGCAAAUCGCCAUCAUCAUGUCUAUCGCGGUGGAAGCCGCAUUCGUCCCCGCGCCGCUCGCUGCUUCUUCCGUGGCAGAGGACCCGCACGAGCUGACCAUACAGGAGGUUCACGCCGCCCUUUCGGAUCUCGGCCACAACCACCUUGGUGAGCUGGUGUACACGAAAUGCACUCUGUCCUCGAAGGGGCUCUCCCGCCUGCCGGGGCUUGAGCGCUAUGGAAAUCUCCAGCAGCUGAUCCUCGACCACAACGCCCUGACGGAGCUGACGGCGGUGCGUUACAUGCCCCAGCUCGUGUACCUCUCCGCGCGACACAACAAACUGACUUCUGACGUCUUCGAAUGCCUCGCUGGCGCGGCGGGGUGCUUGGAACGGCUGCACUUGGAUGGCAAUUGCCUCACCAGCUUAAGUGGUCUCGAGUCGCUUCCCUUCCUCACCGAUGUGACGUGCAGUGAAAACCGGAUCGCGUCUGUCUCGGCGCGGUGCCUCAGUGGGGCGCACCGACUCAUGCGCCUGCGACUGAACCACAACUGCAUCUCGUCCAUCGAAGUUAACGCGUUUGAGGCUGCGUCGCACCUACGCACACUCGAGCUGGCGCACAACGCGCUGACCAAAGUUAGCUUUCUCCGCUCCGUCUCAUCGCAGAUGGAGCGGCUGACGUUGGCGGACAACCGUAUCGCGCAUCUGGGCAGCGCGGUCCAACACUUGGAAGGGCUGACCGUUCUAGACGUGCGCAGAAACGCGCUGAACGGGUUGACGGAGCUUGAGGCGCUGUGCACCUUGACGGCGCUGCGCACUCUUUUCUUUGAUGGCAAUGAAGACCUCAACCAUCUUCCGUACAUCGCCGGGGCGGAGUUCACGGCGGACCCUGCGAUGCAGCAGCCCAGCGCCGGCCGCACCGAGUACCACGCAGAGGUCGUGAUGAGCGACGAGGAGAACGACGACGCGGGGCAGGGCGCGGACUUGCUUGUGUUAGGGAUGGCGGCGAGCAGCCAAGCAGAUGAGCGCAGCUUCACCGUGGGUCCCACAAACGCCAGCGCUGCGGAUGCUGCUGCGGGAAGUGGGCGGUGGCACGACAAAGGCAACGCACCGCCAUUCGUAGGAGGUAAUAAGAUGGACGACAGCCUUUCGCCGCACCACCAUCCAACCGCGUACGCCUCCGCUACUGCGCCGACUGCUGCUGCUGCUGCGCCGCCGACCACCGCCUCGUACGUCGCUCUUGCUGCGACGGAGACGCACAACUUUAUUCGCACGGUGGGCAGUGCGGCGCGCGAUGCCGCGUUGUGCGUGAAGGUGGACAACGCACGCGAGAUUUCGGCCCUGCCGAGGGAGGAGCAAGUCUACCUAUGGACGCUGGCGGUCCUGCCGCACCUGCUGGAGCUGAAUGGGCGCACGAUUCACGCGGACGAGGUGGCUCGAGCAAGCUUCCUCUUUGCCACGAAGCCUGAGUCAUAG
This is a messenger RNA of Leptomonas pyrrhocoris, 1564 nucleotides long. RefSeq lists its product as hypothetical. The coding region runs from base 128 to 1564 and encodes 478 amino acids. Gene Ontology annotation, molecular function: protein binding. The transcript has a single exon. Lineage: Eukaryota; Euglenozoa; Kinetoplastea; Trypanosomatida; Trypanosomatidae. The record is from RefSeq and is a predicted model, not a curated record.